CAGAAUUUAAAACGGUGGCGAGAGUGAUUUGGGGACGCUACAAACAAGAGAGCCACAGUCGGGCUCAGGGUGAAGAUAGCGCGAUGCCUUGGGCCACAAGAGAAAACCGAACUCCCAGAUGGCAGAUGUUUGCUUCGGGCGGUCACCCUGGCCCCUCGACGCCUGUCCGGCAUAGAGACGACGGCAAUUGAGCGCCAGUGAGGUCAAGGUGGUGUCCUGGGAGCCCAAUAUUGGCUUUGAAAAAUGCCAAGUCUGAACAUGAGCCUCGAGGCCUCCCCUCCAGGGAGCGAGGUCCUCGGGUUGGUGGAAGGGGCCCACGCUGCCCAGAUGGCACCCACAGGCCUGGCAUCCCAAUGAGCUAGAAAUUCGGCCAACACUAAAGGGUCAAAGAAGGAGCCGCAGGAAGAGGAUGGCGGACUUAAGAAAGUUGUUAGUUUAGAAAAAGAAAGGAAGAAAGAAAGCAAAGGAAAAUUGGCUCUGUUGCCUGCCCGCUGCCCCCCACCCCCGCCUGCCCCUCUGGAAUCCAGUCCAGGCUUUGCACCGCGCCCACAGCCCGACGCAGCCCGGCCUCUGGCGAGAGCCAAUCAGAGGGCGCCUCUCAGCACGUGGAGGAGAGAGACUCCAGAGCUCAGCGCCCGCUGCUCACUACACUUGUUACCGCUUGUCCUGAGCGCGGAGAGGGCGAGCUCCGGCCGCGGGCAGGGCGGGAGCCGGCAACCGGCAACCGAGUGAGGCGGAGAGACACAAAGAUCGCAAUAAUAUCCGUUAUAAACAGCUAUCUAACCCCACUCCCAACACACACCCAUCCAUCCCACCCUCCGGAGAGGCAGCCCGCGAUCCGCUCUCUGCGCCCUGGGAAAAAGCCCCAGCCAUGAGCAAUCAGUACCAGGAGGAGGGCUGCUCCGAGAGGCCCGAGUGCAAAAGUAAAUCUCCAACUUUGCUCUCCUCCUACUGCAUCGACAGCAUCCUGGGCCGGAGGAGCCCGUGCAAAAUGCGGCUGCUGGGAGCCGCGCAGAGCUUGCCUGCACCGCUGACCAGCCGCGCCGACCAGGAAAAGGCCGUGCAAGGCUCCCCCAAGAGCAGCGGCGCCCCGUUCGAGGCCGAGCUGCACCUGCCACCCAAGCUACGGCGCCUGUACGGCCCGGGCGGGGGCCGCCUCCUCCAGGGUGCCGCAGCAGCGGCGGCGGCGGCUGCGGCAGCGGCGGCAGCGGCCGCCACGGCCACGGCGGGUCCACGGGGGGAGGCCCCUCCGCCGCCACCGCCAACCGCGCGGCCCGGGGAACGGCCGGACGGCGCAGGGGCCGCUGCGGCUGCUGCAGCCGCGGCCGCCGCAGCCUGGGACACGCUCAAGAUCAGCCAGGCGCCGCAGGUGAGCAUCAGCCGCAGCAAGUCGUACCGCGAGAACGGGGCGCCCUUCGUGCCGCCGCCGCCCGCGCUGGACGAGCUGGGCGGCCCGGGGGGCGUCACACACCCGGAGGAGCGUCUCGGCGCGGCCGGUGGCCCGGGCAGCGCCCCGGCUGCGGGUGGCGGCACCGGCCCCGAGGACGACGAGGAAGAACUGCUGGAGGACGAAGAGGAUGAGGACGAGGAAGAAGAGCUGCUGGAGGACGACGAGGAGGAGCUGCUGGAGGACGACGCCCACGCGCUGCUCAAGGAGCCCCGGCGCUGCGCUGUGGCCACCACUGGCGCCGUGGCCGCAGCAGCUACCGCUGCAGUGGCCACCGAGGGCGGGGAGCUGUCACCCAAGGAAGAGCUGCUGCUGCACCCGGAAGACGCUGAGGGCAAGGACGGCGAGGACAGCGUGUGCCUGUCUGCCGGCAGCGACUCGGAGGAGGGGCUGCUGAAACGCAAACAGAGGCGCUACCGCACCACGUUCACCAGCUACCAGCUGGAGGAACUGGAGCGGGCCUUCCAGAAGACGCACUACCCGGACGUCUUCACCAGGGAGGAACUGGCCAUGAGGCUGGACUUGACUGAGGCCCGAGUCCAGGUCUGGUUCCAGAACCGUCGAGCCAAGUGGCGCAAGCGGGAGAAGGCGGGCGCGCAGACCCACCCCCCAGGGCUGCCCUUCCCCGGGCCGCUCUCUGCCACCCACCCACUCAGCCCCUACCUGGACGCCAGCCCCUUCCCUCCGCACCACCCGGCGCUCGACUCUGCCUGGACUGCCGCCGCUGCCGCUGCCGCCGCCGCCUUCCCGAGCCUACCUCCGCCUCCGGGCUCGGCCAGCCUGCCGCCCAGCGGGGCGCCGCUGGGCCUGAGCACUUUCCUUGGAGCUGCAGUGUUCCGACACCCGGCUUUCAUCAGCCCCGCGUUCGGAAGGCUCUUUUCCACUAUGGCCCCUCUGACCAGCGCGUCGACCGCGGCUGCGCUCCUGAGACAGCCCACACCCGCCGUGGAGGGCGCAGUGGCAUCGGGCGCUCUGGCCGACCCGGCCACGGCGGCUGCAGACAGACGCGCCUCUAGCAUAGCCGCGCUGAGGCUCAAGGCCAAGGAGCACGCGGCGCAGCUCACGCAGCUCAACAUCCUGCCGGGCACCAGCACGGGCAAGGAGGUGUGCUAAAGGCUGCCCUCCACCCCUGCGCCCUGCGCGCGCCCCUAAAGGUCACCUCACUCAGCACCACUCAAGACCAAAUGGAAACAGAGGACCAGCACACUCCCGAGACGGCACUGAGAGAGCACAGCCGCCUUCGCAGCAGUCUGGACAUGGGCGAGGCAGCCCACGGCGCUCCGGGACGUGGCACCUCCUCGGCUGGCUGUCCCCCACCCCCUGCCCCUUCCCCUGUCACUGCCAACCUCGCUCCAACUCCAACGUCCACUCUCUCCCGUUCUUACUUUCCUGAAAAUAUCGGGGAAGUUUUUUCCCCUAGACGCCUGAUAUUGAAGUAAAAAAAAUUUAAAAACCCAAACUUUCUUCCUCCUGACACCCCACUUAGCUUUUUUUUUCUUUAAUAGCAUUUUGGCGCUCGAAGUUGAUCUCCCCAGCGUGGGCCCCAGCUUGAAGCCAGGGUCCGGGAAGCGAACGCGAGCCUGUAAGAUAGCUAACAGUGCACUUAAAGCAAAGGGGCGUCUUGUUCUUGUUCUCUUCUUUAUCAUACACCAACCAAGGUUUUUAUAUCAAACCAAAGGGAAAUACUCUGCUAGAAUAUGGACUGUUGAAGUCACCAAACUGUGAUUAUUGAUUCUGUACAUACCAUUGUUAUUAAAAAAAAAAAAAGAACAGAGCUUUGUAUAUUUGAAAUGUUAUAACGCAAUUGCACUCAGCGUGGUAUGGUAAAAGUUUGUCCUCCUGUAGAUUCUUACUGUGUUGUAGAUACGGUAGGGUUCCUAGACAAAUAUUUAUGUACUCAAGCCCUUUAUUUAACUUAUUAACUGUAGAGGCUUCCGAAACCUUCAAGAUAAAGGCAAUGGUACAGUACUUUUGUGUAAUGUGUAAUUGUUAUCACUUUUCCUUGCUAUCUAGUGGAGAAGUGUCACGCUCAAAAUAAAAAAAUUAUAUGUUUAACAAAA
Callithrix jacchus (white-tufted-ear marmoset) is the source of this 3507-nucleotide messenger RNA. RefSeq names its product aristaless related homeobox (gene ARX). The record is from RefSeq and is a predicted model, not a curated record. Lineage: Eukaryota; Metazoa; Chordata; Mammalia; Primates; Cebidae. Gene Ontology annotation, biological process: regulation of transcription by RNA polymerase II. Gene Ontology annotation, molecular function: DNA-binding transcription factor activity, RNA polymerase II-specific; RNA polymerase II transcription regulatory region sequence-specific DNA binding.